UCCAAGCUCCAGAAGAACGAUGCCUACUUCUCGCGGUACCAAGUCAAGUACAAGCGCCGCAGGCAGGGAAAGACCGACUACUACGCCCGUAAGCGGUUGAUCACCCAGGCCAAGAACAAGUACAAUGCGCCCAAGUACCGCCUCGUCGUCCGUUUCACCAACAAGGACAUCAUCUGCCAAGUCGUCCACUCCGAGAUUGGCGGUGACAAGCUCAAGGCUUACGGCAUCACUCACGGUCUUACCAACUGGUCCGCCGCCUACGCCACCGGUCUUCUCCUUGCCCGCCGUGUCCUCAAGAAGCUUGAGCUUGACGAGGACUUCGUUGGUGUAGAGGAGGCUGACGGUGAGUUCACCCUCACCGAGGCCGCCGAGGUUGACGGCGAGGAGCGCCGCCCAUUCAAGGUCUUCUUGGAUGUCGGUCUCACCCGCACCUCCACCGGUGCCCGUGUCUUCGGUGCCAUGAAGGGCUGCUCCGACGGCGGUGUCUUCGUCCCCCACUCCGAGAACCGCUUCCCCGGAUACGACAUGGAAGGCAAGGAGCUCGACGCCGAGACCCUCCGCAAGUACAUCUUCGGUGGUCACGUCGCUGAGUACAUGGAGACUCUCGCCGACGACGACGAGGAGCGCUACAAGUCUCAGUUCAGCGGCUACAUCGAUGACGACAUCGAGGCUGACGGUCUUGAGGAGCUGUACCAGGACGCACACAAGCAGAUCCGUGAGGACCCCUGGAAGAAGGAGGAGGGCGAGGCCCCCAAGAAGUCCAAGGACGAGUGGAAGGCCGAGUCGCAGAAGUACAGGAGCAAGAAGCUCACCAAGGCCGAGAAGGAGGAGCGCGUCAAGGCCAAGAUCGCCGAGAUCACUGCUUAA
Alternaria infectoria is the source of this 867-nucleotide messenger RNA. It is a transcript of the gene RPL5, whose product is annotated as 60S ribosomal protein L5. The record is from RefSeq and is a predicted model, not a curated record. The annotation marks the transcript as partial. Gene Ontology annotation, cellular component: cytosolic large ribosomal subunit; ribosome. The transcript is spliced from 3 exons. Gene Ontology annotation, molecular function: 5S rRNA binding; structural constituent of ribosome. Gene Ontology annotation, biological process: translation; ribosomal large subunit assembly. NCBI's taxonomy places the organism in Eukaryota, Fungi, Ascomycota, Dothideomycetes, Pleosporales, Pleosporaceae.